AAAGAUAGAUAUAUAUCUAUGAUGAAAGUGAAGAUCAAGCGUUCGAAAAUUUCCCAGAAUUUUUCAACUGAAUCAGGUUCGAUAUAUCUAUGGUAUUAUCAUGUGUUAUUGAAUUUUCCUUUCAUGAUUCUGCAACUAUUGUUCCACACAUUUUCCAAAAGGAUCCUCAGGUUUUACAGGUGACCUGUAUCAUAGCCUGCAUCUAACGUUAAAAAUUCAUGGAUACCGUGUAUAACAUGGCUAAUUUCGCUCGGUCACAUAUCUGUCGGUCAAGUUGAACAGUUACGUUGAAUUAUUAUAUCGAUCGGUAUGAAAAUAAAAUAAUUUGCGAAAUCGCGUGACUCAUAUAGUAUUAGGUCGUUCUGUGAGUAAAACAGCGUCCUGAAGCGAAAUCCUUAAAAAUAAGAUUUUCGCCGAGCGCGCCGACUACAUUCAUCUGGCGACACUACAAUUUGCCAGCGUCUUGUCCGAUCUCGUUCAAUAUAUCUAUAAUACAACGAUACGAAGGACUAAUGAAGGCGACAUUACUAAUACCUAUCUCCAAUUAGCUCUCCAAAACUCAUAAUCCUAAGCUUGAAUCUAGACUAUUAUUUUUGAUUACUUCCAAUAUCAUUUUUCCAUAAGGAUACGUGUCCUUCAUGACUUUCCGUUUUUUUUUCGUUUGUAUCUGUAUGCAAUUUUAAGAAGUAAUUGCAUACUGAUCGAACAACAUUGUUUCAGGCGACAUCAUCACGCAUUUACCCUACUUCGGAUUUAUCAGCAAUCUUGGAUGAAACUUCGUUCCUUCGCUAAUUGAUCGAGCAAAACUGAUAUCUACAAUCAGAAUGAUGAUCUACACCUACACAUUUUUGGAAUUGUAAUACCCAAAAAGUGGAAUGGAUUUCGAUUUACGCAAUCGAGUUACUUACGAGCACAUUAUUACAAUCUUUUCACACGUAAUUUAAAAAAUGAUAAUAUACUAAUUGAAUGAAAAUAACGAUUGUUUUAUGUAUUCUGAUUCGAUUCCGAAUGUGCAUAAGAUCGUCGGAUCUGACCACAGGUGCGUAGACUUGUGACAACCAUCCUGCAAAAAUUCGUGCCGUUUAAAAAGUCGCGCGCCUCAAUAUGGUGGCUUCCGCUGUCCCAUUUAUGGCAACGGAUUGGGGAGUUCCUCAUUCAUUAAACUCUUUACUAUACCGGAACGCCUGCGAGCCUAUGUUUUGUGUAGCGACCUACGGUGGAAGAAAGAAAGUUGUAUUAAUUCUAGAGGAACGAGUAGAGACGAAGCCGCGACGCAAGGGCGAGGUUGAUGAGUCAGUCGAGAACCGGGAACCGCAGCCGACCACCAGCAGAGCACCAGGGGCGGCGGUCACCAGAAAAAGGGCUGCUGACAUCUCACUACCAUCUACCGCAGCAGCCAGGCGCGAAGCGACCACCAACUUGAGCUCCGUGCCUACAACGAAGACCCCGACAACGAUGCUGGCGACAACUCUAUCUUAAACGACAUCCACAGCGACAGACAAAAUCGUACCACGGCCCAACAACCACAGCAGUACCCGCUACAGUGGCACCCACCAUGACCACCUCGGCAGCCGGGUCGGCAAGCAACGCAGAGAGGAAUCCUGAUCCACCGGUGAGGGGGGAAGCACACCGUUCUCCCCAGGGCACCAUCAAUGAAGUGCCCAUAAUAAAAAGCCGACGCGCAAGCAGGGUGCCGGUGGACGUCUGGCCAACCAACUUCCGGACCACCUACAUCUUACAAUUAGAGACAGCGAUGCCAGUACCUGGCUCCACAUCAGCAAGGAAGACUUUGGCACCGACGAGGAGAAGAACAUUCACCGCCAAUACGUCACCCACGAUUGCGGUGGGCCACGCAAAAACAGGGAGACUAGUGCCGAGGUCAGAAGAGACGGCGGCCCCACCAUCUUACGCCGCCGUCACGAUGGGUGCCACGAGGCCGUCAAGGACCGACCGAUAUGCCGCAGCAGCACGCAGAGUUGGCCGGCAUUACGAACGACGUCGCUUCCCCGCCGGGGAUGGCGGGAGGACCCUACAGCCCUCUUACGAGGAAAAACCGGGGCCCAGCCGUCCUGUAAACCGUCAGCGAGGAGCUGAGGACCCCGAUAAGCGGACUGUUCUACACCUCAACUUUGCCUGUAACUCUCACCACGACGACCGUCAUAACGAUGACUUGGAAGGAACCCAUUUCCAGGGUCCAGGGGGGAGACAAUGAGGGGAGCGCCGCAUUAUAUCCGCCAUAACCACCAGCGGCGCGAGUUCUCUCCCCUCCGGCGGUCGUCGGAGUAGCGGGGCCAUCCAGGGCGGUUCCUCCACAACAACAACAACAGCAACAACAGCAACAACAACAGAACAACAAUGACGGCAACAACACUGACAGCAACACGCCGUGGCAGAAGGUUAACGGGCGAGUCCGCAGACGACAUCCCAGCGGGCCCGCGACAUCAGCUGAAGACUCGGAAGACAAGGGGACGCCGCCGCCACCUCCACAACCACCAGCGAGGCCUCGACUGUCUUUCGGCACCGCCCGGGCGCUCCGAAGAAGCAGUAGUACGAGUAGGGAGUCUCCCACGACGUUGCGGCAAAGCUCAGGGUCCACCUGAAGCGUAUUUUACGGGAAAACGACGUCGUCAAUCAACGACUGGGGGAAACAAGAGUAAUUCAAGGGCGGGCUCUUUCAACUUGCGGAAGAAAGGAAACAAAGGAGAAAGAGAAAAACGACAUGGCGAAGCUUGAAGAGCUGUGGGAAGGGGGAGUCUUGACACCACCGAGCGGGUGACCCAACCCGUAAGUAGUCACGGAUCGUCUUCCGUCCUCCGCUGGAGGUGGAGAGCGUAGGGGUCGUGGAGCUGGACCCAGGUGUGGUUCAAGGAAUCGCCCCGAUCGCCAGCAGCAACAUUCAAAGCAACAACAUCAGCCCAAACAAGAGGGACCGGAGAGGACUCUUCUGGAUAUACGGGAUCGCGUGGCGGAAGCCGCAAGAUUGCAGAAACUCUACAGAGGGAACCGCCGGCGUGCAGUCCAGGAGGUGCUUCAGGGUCCGUGCCAGCACUGUGAAGUGGCGAAGGGGCGGAUCAUGGAGCACUUCGUGGCAAUGUACCGUCCGGCGGGGAACCCGGGAACCCCACAAAAUUGUGACGUUAUUAACAAGCAUAAAAAUAUUCACAAAAUAAUUGAAAAAAGCAAUUUCCGAAAUCGGGCGGCGCUAUGCCGCCCGGUGCGAGUGAGCCUUCGGGAGAUUUUCUAACUGCGCUGUUGCCAAAUGUCGUUACCGCCACUAUUUCAGUCUGUUUCACCGCAUGUGAGAUCCAAAAAUAACAUUAUGGUUAAGGUUAGUUUUUAUUGUUGACAUCAUAGCUUAUAUGAUUUUUUUAAAAUAAUGUAAUAAUAACACUCGUGUUAUAUAAAAAUAAUAAUAAAAAUAUGAUCGGUAAGUAAAUUAUAAUUAUUCUAUAAUACAUCAUACUAAAAUUAACAGAUGUCUGGCUUCCAAAUAUCAAUAAUUAUUUGAAUAGAAAAAAAAAAAAAUUCAGAUGAACAAAUUGAAAAAAAAAAACAAUGAAUGCCAAUCUUUCGGCUGACAAUACAAUCUAAAAAAUGGUCAGAUAUCUGUUUAUUCCAGAAUUAUGACGAUCAAUUCCUCUCAUAAUAAUAAAAUGUAACUGUACGAUAAACAAGAUUAUUCAGUUUUAAUGAUAUAUUUUUUUAUUUUAGUAAAUAUGUUGACACGAAAUCGAGCAAAAUGGUUAGCUGCAAGUGAACCUGAGAAUCGUGAAUCACUUGGCGAUUCUGAUGACAGUAGUUAUCCAGACCAAGAACCAGAAAUAAGUGUCAAUGAUGACAAUAGUGACAAAUAUGACGACGAAAAUAGUAUUGAUGAUCAUAAUGACGAGGAUGUUGAUGAGGAAAGUACUGAAGACAAUAACAAUAAGGGAAAAAAAUGUUCAACAAUUUCCUCUACAAAAUCUUGUUAUUUAGGUAAAAAUCAAGAAACCAAAUGGAUUACUGAACCUCCCUAGGUAGGGAAAAGUAGAUCAAAAAAUAUCAUCACUGAAAAAUCUGGAGUAAAAGGGGGUGGUAAAGAAGUGAAUACACCUUUAUCAGCAUGGAAACUGUUUUUUGAUGACAAUAUUUCAGAGAAAAUAGUUCUAUAUACAAAUCAAAAGUUAAAUAAGAUUCAAGGAAAGUACCAGCACUCAAGAGAUUGGCCUAUGACCAAUAUCGAAGAAAUACAGUCACUGUUUGGAUUGUUGUACUUGGCUGGAACUUUGAAGUUAUCACAUGAAAAAACAACUGAUUUAUGGGCACGUGAUGGCACUUCUCCAUAUUUUAAGGCUGUUAUGUCUGAAGCUAGAUUUCGUCAACUCUUACGGGCACUAAGAUUCGACGAUCUUGAUACGAGAAAAGAAAGAUCACAAAACGAUAAACUAGCACCAAUAAGAGAGAUUGUUGAUCAUAUGAACGAAAAAUUUUUAAGUUUGUACUCUGUACAUGAAAAUGUGACAAUUGAUGAGAUGAUGUUUUCAUUUAAAGGAAGGUGCAGUUUUCGUCAAUAUUUCCCGAUGAAACAUUCAUAUGGCAUAAAAACAUUUGCUUUCAUUGAUUCGUUGAAUUAUUAUACAUCUUUCACAGAAAUUUAUACGGGAAAGCAGCCUCCAGGACCAUUUUUUGUCGAUAAUACAUCCAAAGUUGUAGUGCAACGCAUUGCAAAAUCAAUUUUGGGAACUGGUCAAAACAUAACUAUGGAUAACUGGUUCAGCUCAAUCCCCCUUAUUGAUGAACUACAAACAUCGCACAAAACUACAGUAGUGGCGACUCGAAAAAAAAAUAAAAAAGAGAUUCCUCCAGAAUUUUUAGCCACCAAAACUCGUCCGAUUUUCUCAUCACUAAUUGGAUACAGUGAUGGAAAAGUAUUAAGUUCAUAUGUUCCUGAAAAAAAUAAAUGUGUCCUUGUAAUUUCAUCCAUGCAUGAAGAAUGUAAAAUCGACGAAAGCACAGGUUCAAAACAGAAACCCGAAAUUAUUAUGUAUUACAACUAAACGAAAGGAGACGUAGAUACUGUAGAUCAACUUCGCGGGAAUUACAAAGUUGCUCGGUAUUCUUGUCGAUGGCCACUCACAUUUUUUUUUCUCAUUAAUGGAUCUCGUCGGGAUUGAUUCCCAAAUUAUUUAUUCUGAGAAUACAGGCACAGAAUUAUCUCGAAAGUUGAAUUAUCUUAAAAGUUUUUUAACUGAGAUUGAUAAAGACUUAACUAAGCCUUUCAUGAUCAAACGUGUAACUAUACCUCAAAUUUAAACACCUUUACGCAUGACGCUUAAGCAAAUCCUCAACAUCUCUGACGAAGAAGUAUCUGUUAUUGUACAAGAUAAAUCUAAGCAACUAUGUGCAUAUUGCCCGAGAAAGAAGAAUCGUGAGACGACUAUCACUUGUUACUCCUGUGAAAAUUAUAUAUGCAAAGAACAUACUCGUAAAAUGUGCGAGAGAUGUUAUAUGUAUACUAGCGGACCCGACAGACGUUGUCCUGUACACACGUCUUUAAUUUCAUACUUUUUUUAAUGAGCUGAAACAAUCUGGACCGCUUUGAUGAAAAUUAUUAUUGAAAAGUUAUUACUUUGUUAAAUAAAUAACAGCAUCGUAAAUGAAAACUUUAACUCAUUUUAAUGAAAGGUGAAAAAGCUUGCACUCAAAACAUUUUAUAACAUAUAUAUUUAUUUAUUUUUAAUUUACAAAAACUUAAUUUAGCGUAAUGCCAUUGGAUGUACAAUAUUUUUAGUUAGUCCAUGAGGAGUAUAAACAAACAAACUCGAUGGUUUUCCAACUCUGGAACACGCAACGUACAAUUGGCCGUGAGAAAAACACGGAUUUUCUAAAUCUAAGCCACAAAAUGUCAUCGUUUGACCUUGUGACUUAUUAAUAGUCAUAGCAUAUGCCAAACGGAUCAGAAAUUGUAAGCGUUUAAAUGGUAUAGGUGAAUCUGAAGUAAUUUAUGAAAAAUAUACUCACUUCGAUUCCGCACUAAAUUUACAAAAUGUAUAAGUUAUUUAUAUACACUUCUGAACUCUUCGAAAACUAAUUACAUUAAAUAUUUUAAUUAGCAACUUCACUUGAAUAACACAAUUAUAACACAAAAUAACGAAAUACUUUUUCAAAUUGAUCGUAGCACUAUCUGUCGGGACAAACUAAAAUUAAAAUAGAAUAAUAUUGAAUGCGAUGAUAGCGCCGUCCGCCGGAUCUAAUGUAAAACAUUCCAAAAUCAACAACUCCUUAUAAAUAAUAAAUUAAUUGAAAAAACAUUUUCCAGUAGACCAAACUGUAAAUCUAAACCAUUCUCGAAUCUCCACGAACACACACAAAAAAUUUCAUCAAAAUUGGUCCAGUCGUUUAGGAAGAGUUCAGUCACAUACACACGCACACAAGAAAUAUAUAUAUUAAGAUUAAGGAAUGAAAAAAUUUGAGUACUUACUGGACACUCUAGUAAACAAUAAUCAGUUGGAAAAAAAAUGUAAUCAU
This is a messenger RNA of Athalia rosae (coleseed sawfly), 6507 nucleotides long. RefSeq names its product piggyBac transposable element-derived protein 4-like. The coding region runs from base 4209 to 5036 and encodes 275 amino acids. The transcript has 2 exons. The record is from RefSeq and is a predicted model, not a curated record. NCBI's taxonomy places the organism in Eukaryota, Metazoa, Arthropoda, Insecta, Hymenoptera, Athaliidae.